Messenger RNA from Anisakis simplex (herring worm), 999 nucleotides. Lineage: Eukaryota; Metazoa; Nematoda; Chromadorea; Rhabditida; Anisakidae. The record is from the annotation of a GenBank genome assembly.
AUGGCAGUUAUUGGUGGUGUCACGCAUAGUAAUAUCGCACGUUUGUCAAAAACGUCGUCUGCAUUAUCCGCGGAUAUCAAACGGGAACUGGUGACGUUUACGCAACUUCUGUCAACACAAUCAAAUUUUGCUUGUUAUCGACGAGCACUCAGCGAAACGUCAGACUCUUUUCGUAUACCGAUUAUGGGUGUUCAUCUGAAAGAUUUGAUCGCUAUACAAGUAAGAGAUGGUUGUAUGGAUCGUAGUUGUAUGGUGACUCGAGAAAAGAUCCUCAAUUUAGCGCAUCUGCUGUCGUUUUUUGUUUGCUUUAAUCGGACACCACACAAUUUUCCAGAUGCGAGUAUUGAUCUCAUUAACACGCUUAAGGUCUCAUUAGAUAUACGAUACAAUGAAGACGAUAUUUAUCAACUCUCACUGAAACGUGAACCAAGAACACUGUUGAAUUUCCAAGGCACCGCCAAAUCGGUGGUGUUCGCUGACUGGGCUUCAGGCGUAAGCUCAGCGUUGGACUCGGAAACGGUGAAUAAGCACGUGUCGGCGAUGGUCGAUGCGGUUUUCAAGCACUACGAUCAUGACAAAGACGGAUGCAUAUCGCGACUGGAAUUCCAGCAAAUUGUCGGCAAUUUCCCGUUUAUCGACUCGUUCGGAUCAAUCGAUAGCGAUCGUGAUGGUCAAAUAAGUAAGUCCGAGAUGAAGGCAUAUUUCAUUGAAGCGAACAAACGUUCAAUGGAAUUCCGACAGGGAUUCAAGCAUAACUUUCACGAAACCACUUUUCUCACUCCAACAUCAUGCGCACAUUGUGGGAAAUUGCUAUGGGGUCUGAUCCGACAAGGUUUCAAAUGCAAAGAUUGUGGCUUAUCGGUUCAUGGCUAUUGCAAGGACAGUGUUGUUGUGGAGUGCAGACGUCAGCCGAGUGGUGUGAUGAAUUGGUGGUAUCCGACCGGAAAUUCGUAUAAAAACGUCAAAAAGUCAACCAUAAACACCAGGUUGAUCUUAUGA